This is a messenger RNA of Asparagus officinalis (garden asparagus), 863 nucleotides long. Its product is annotated as DNA-binding protein HEXBP-like. The record is from RefSeq and is a predicted model, not a curated record. Bases 46 to 645 code for a protein of 199 amino acids. The transcript is spliced from 3 exons. Gene Ontology annotation, molecular function: zinc ion binding; nucleic acid binding. Lineage: Eukaryota; Viridiplantae; Streptophyta; Magnoliopsida; Asparagales; Asparagaceae.
CAUCAAGGGAUCGCAAGAUUCGUCGAGAACGUGAUUCCUACCGGGAUGCGCCAUAUAGGCGGGAUGACCGUCGUACGUCAAGACGGCCUGAUUUGUGCAAGAACUGCAAGAGACCUGGACAUUAUGCUAGGGAAUGUCCCAAUGUGGCUGUCUGCAACAAUUGUGGACUUCCAGGGCACAUUGCAGUGGAGUGCAGCACCAAGGCCCUCUGCUGGAACUGCAAAGAGCCAGGCCAUGUGGCCAGUGCAUGCCCUAACGAGGGCAUCUGCCACACCUGUGGAAAGGCGGGACACCAAGUGCUACAAGCCAGGUCACCUUGCUAUUGACUGCACGAAUGACAAAGCCUGCAACAACUGCAGAAAGAGCGGCCACUUGGCUCGAGAUUGCCCAAACGAUCCUGUUUGCAAUCUUUGUAAUAUUUCUGGUCAUGUAGCUAGGCAGUGCCCGAAGGCCGACGUUUUGGGUGAGAGAGGAGGUCGGGUUGGUGGAUAUUAUCGCGGUGGGGGUGGUGGGUUUAGAGAUGCAGGGCCCGUGAGUAGGGAUUGGAUGGGGUCCAUGAUGAUAUGUCAUAAUUGUGGGGGGAGGGGGCAUAUGGCUUAUGAGUGUCCAUCGGGGAGGAUGAUGGACCGUGGCCGGAGGUACUGAGGAUGAUGAUGAGGGGAGUUAUUAUGUGAGAUCUGGAUAAAUGUCGAACUAGUUUAUGCUUUGGUUUGGAGACUUUAAUUUUGUUUGGGAUAUGCAACUGUUAUAUUUGAAUUGCUGUUUAUUCUGUUUGCUAUUGGCCUUAUUUCGACAUUUGGAUUAAUAUUUGUAGAAUUUUGAGCUGUGUUAUUCUGUCCUGCAAGUGUUGGAACUUAUCUUUA